Molecule: messenger RNA, 919 nt
Organism: Xyrauchen texanus (razorback sucker)
Lineage: Eukaryota; Metazoa; Chordata; Actinopteri; Cypriniformes; Catostomidae
Product: nicotinamide riboside kinase 2-like
Exons: 8
Coding region: 123-728 (201 amino acids)
Cellular component (GO): cytoplasm
Source: RefSeq, a predicted model, not a curated record
GGCAGAGUCCGACAGAGAAAGAGUGGAGAGAGACUAACAGCAUUCCCGACAGUAUUGACAAUUAUAGGAAGCAAUUCCUUUGCUAGUGUCCUUCUGCAAAGACCAAGAAUUAAAGGAUCAGAAUGAAGUUUAUCAUUGGAAUUGGAGGUGUGACCAAUGGAGGGAAGACAACUUUGACGAAUAGACUUAUAAAGAACUUACCGAACUGUUGUGUGAUACAUCAAGAUGAUUUUUUCAAGCCCCAAGAUCAGAUAGGAGUUGGGGACGACGGCUUUAGACAAUGGGAUGUGAUGACCGCCUUAGAUAUGGACGCUAUGGUGAACACGGUAAAGGGAUGGACGGAGAACCCGGUGAAGUUUGCUCGCUCUCAUGGCGUAACCGUUUCAGCCAUGCCUGACCGCUCGAACCCUGAGCGCGAGAUCCACGUCCUCGUUGUCGAAGGAUUUCUUCUAUACAACUACAAGCCGUUGCUUGAUGUCUACAACAAGUGCUACUAUGUCACCAUUCCAUACGAGGAGUGCAAAAGUAGAAGAAGUACAAGAAAUUACACCGUUCCCGACCCCCCUGGUCUGUUUGAUGGCCACGUUUGGCCCAUGUACUUGAAACACAGGAAAGAGAUGGACAACAAUGGCCUAGAUAUCCAAUAUCUGGAUGGAAUGAAAUCCAAAGAGGACAUCUAUAACCAAGUUUACAAAGACAUUCAGAACACACUGUUGAAUUCGGUAUAGCAUCUCCAGAUGGCGUGAGGAUGUUUGUGUAUAGGACUGUAAAUAGUAUCUUUAGUAGAUAAGGCUUUGGCCGCUGGACACAUUUUGUAAAUAAUAUAAUCAAAUACUAACUUAUUGUAAAACUGAUGGCAAAAGCCUGCAAUUUUAUAUUGUUUUAUGUAACUUGUCUUGAAAGUCAUAAAAGUCAUUUG